Eucalyptus grandis is the source of this 1342-nucleotide messenger RNA. RefSeq lists its product as uncharacterized. The record is from RefSeq and is a predicted model, not a curated record. Bases 237 to 1130 code for a protein of 297 amino acids. The transcript is spliced from 3 exons. Lineage: Eukaryota; Viridiplantae; Streptophyta; Magnoliopsida; Myrtales; Myrtaceae.
UUAAUUCUUCCUCGUAUAAUCGAACCUCGGCAAUUCCGAAAUAUGACGCGAUUGUUUUCGAAAAAUCCCAUGUUUACCGAUACCCCUCGCUUCGUCACCGGCGCGCUCGUCCAUCCCUGUUUAAAUCUCUCUCCUUAGCCUUUUUGGAUUCGGCGAUUCGAUGGUUGACCCUCUUGCAGUUUCCGGGUGAUCGAUUGCUGGGAGUCUUGUGAGAAUUAUCCCGGUGAAGAGUAAAGAUGGCUGGAGCUGCUCCGAAUGCAGGGACUACAAGGCGGUUGCCGAGGUGGAUGGUGGCGCCACCUGCGAAGGAUCAAGCAAGGGGGUCUAGUUGUAGGGACAGUAGCACUGAUCAAACAAACGAAGGGGUUUCACCUCAACGGACUAAUUCAAAGAGUUUGACAACACAGCCGAAAAGGGCAUCCUCGCUUCAGGAAAAGUAUUCUUCGAAAGUCAGUGGAUUUGGUAUUGUGGAAUGCGGUAGGAAGAGAAGGAAAAGAAAGGCGAGCGAACAAGAAGACGGUUCUGAUGUCAGUACACAUGAAAUUGUUGAGGAUAAAAAGGAGCGCAGAAGGGGAAGGAGGAAAGCUCAAGAUUCAGUUUUUAAAAAAAGAAGGAAAACAAAGAGUCUUGUUGCUGAAGGUGAUGAGGAACAUGCUACUGUUGCUAGUGAUGACGAUGUUGAACUUAGUGUUGAAGAUCUCGUGAGCAUUGCUGAAGAGAUCAUUGCAUCAAAUAAGGAUGUUGAGCAGCAAAGACAACACGUUGGAAGAUUGGAGACACCAAUGAGAGCCAAUGUUCAACAAUAUUCUCUUGAUGCCGGUGCUACUCAUAAUGAAAUUCUCGAUGAUGCAAAGCACACUAAGAACGAUUCAACUGGAGUUCACACCGAUGAAGAGACUGUUGUUAGUAUCAAGAGAACAGGUGAUCCUGCUCAGGAUAUGCUAGAUCUCUUUCUGGGUCCCUGGCUGAGGAAGCCCGUAGAGGAAGAGAAAAUGAGUCAAUUAGUUGCAGAUGAAGUGAUUUUGAUGCAGGAUCAAAAGAAGCAAAGCCAUAGCGUUGUUUCUGAAGAAGCUGCAUCCCCAUUGAAAAAGAAGAGCAGUCUCAAGGACAAAGUGGCAAUGUUCUUCUAAUGAGUUCUGAAGCUUCAGUUAAGUAUUGGAUUUUGUAAAUCUAACCCCUCCGCUCUGGGGUUGCAAAGAUCUCAUGUGUACAGUAAUUUGUAUCCCAUGUUCAAGUAUAUAUAGUGCUUUUGCAGAAAAUGUAUAUAUACUAGCAUUGUGGGCUCCGGACACGGAAUGAAAGCAUUACACAAGAAUGUAAUUGAGUAUUUUACAUCUUUAAA